Triplophysa dalaica is the source of this 1530-nucleotide messenger RNA. RefSeq names its product E3 SUMO-protein ligase ZBED1-like. The record is from RefSeq and is a predicted model, not a curated record. Lineage: Eukaryota; Metazoa; Chordata; Actinopteri; Cypriniformes; Nemacheilidae. The transcript is spliced from 2 exons. Gene Ontology annotation, molecular function: protein dimerization activity. Bases 1 to 1530 code for a protein of 509 amino acids.
AUGGUUCCUUUUCAAACGGUAGAGAGACGCGGAUUUAAAGCCAUGAUCAGAGCUAUUGAUCCACGUUAUGAGGUGCCAAGCCGCAAAUACUUCACAGAAACCGAGAUGCCAAAAUUGUAUGCCGAGCUCCGUGAAAAUGUUGAAAAAGAGCUGUGUGACUUGACAUACUUUGCUACUACAACGGACCUAUGGUCGAGCCCUACCAUGGAGCCUUUCCUCAGUCUGACCAUUCACUAUAUAACGGAUGAUUGGAAUCUUGGCAGCCGGUGUUUGCAGACGUCGUACUUCCCCGCUGAACAUACGGCCGAGGAGAUAGCACAAGGACUCAAGGAAGCGCUUGAGUCAUGGGGGUUUAAAGAAGAACGCCAAGUUUGCAUUACUACUGAUAACGGAACGAACGUGGUCAAGGCAGCGUCUCUGAAUGAUUGGACCAGGCUGCAAUGCUUUGGACACAGGCUGCACCUCGCCAUCGAAAAAAGUAUGAAAGACCCCCGAACUGGCCGUACUGUUGGCGUAUGCAAGAAGAUUGUGAGUGCCUUUUCAUACUCUUGGAGAAGAAGAAAAGAGUUGAAGAAAGCCCAGGCAGAGCACCAUCUACCCUUUCAUCGGCUCAUCACAGAAACACCAACAAGGUGGGGGUCACGCCAGAUGAUGAUCCAGAGGGUGCUUGAACAAAAGAAGGCACUAUCACAGGUAAUGAAAGCAGACAAGAAAACCAAACACAUGUUACCCACUUGGCAAGAUACAGAUGUGUUGGAAUCUAUAAGCCGGACCCUCGGCCCACUGCUGGAAUUCACAGACGCGCUGUCUGGUGAAGAUUAUGUCAGUGUGUCGUACGUCAAACCUGUUCUCCAUCUUUUCAACAACACUGUUCUUGCUGCAGCUGAUGAUGACACCGAGCUGACCAAGGACAUGAAAAGAGUCAUCCUAAAGUACUUAAACGACAAGUACUCGGUCCCAAAAACGGUUGACCUGCUGGAUAUGGCCUCCUUGGUCGACCCACGGUUUAAAGAUGCAUAUAUAGCUGAUGACUGCCAGGAGUUCAUCAAGAUCAGAACGGUAGCAGAAAUUCUGUCACUGUUGGAGGUGCAAGCUGCAACGGUCAGAGAGCCACUGCCACACACAAGCACAGAAGCUGCAGCUGAUGGUGCUGAUGGUGCUGAAGCUGCUGAAGUAGCUGUUGAGAGGCAAUCAAAGAAGGUAAAACGGAGCCUGGGAAGCUUUUUCAAAAUGGCCUCCUCCGAUGGCACAGCUACUCUCGCUGACAGAGAGGCCAUCGAAGUGGAGCCAAAAAGUUACCUGCAGACAAUGCAGGUUGAUGGAGAGACUGAUCCACUGGACUGGUGGCGACUGCACCAAGCUAAUUUUCCAAGGGUGGCUAGACUGGCCCAGAAAUAUCUCUGUAUCCCGGCCACAAGUGCUCCUUCGGAAAGGGCAUUUAGUUUUGGUGGCAACAUUGUUACAUGCCACCGGUCUCUGUUGAAGCCAGAGACUGUGGACCAGCUUGUGUUCCUGGCUAAUAAUCUUUAG